Molecule: messenger RNA, 1029 nt
Organism: Lathyrus sativus (Indian pea)
Lineage: Eukaryota; Viridiplantae; Streptophyta; Magnoliopsida; Fabales; Fabaceae
Source: the annotation of a GenBank genome assembly
AUGUAUUUGUUAACAGCGAAACCCUCAUUCAGACCUCAAUUAACACUAUCUUCUUCUUCUUCUUCAACUUCUGCUUCGUUAUCUUCAUCUUCAAUUUCUCGAUUUUCUCUCCGAACUCGUUCACCUUCAUCCAUCACCUUUCCGAGAAAUUCAAACCAUAAAGGAAGACUUAGUUUCAGAGUUGAAUCGUCCAAAAAUGAUUCUCCCAAUUCUGCUAGUUCUGGCGACUCCAAAUCCCCUAACGGCACUCUGUCAAAGAGCAGGAGAGAAAUCUUACUGGAAUAUGUCAAGAACGUGCAGCCGGAAUUUAUGGAGUUGUUUGUGAAAAGAGCACCUCAACCGGUUGUGGAUGCAAUGCGACAAACUGUGACGAAUAUGAUUGGAACACUGCCUCCUCAGUUUUUUUCUAUAACAGUCACCACUGUAGCUGAGAACCUUGCACAGCUUAUGUACAGUGUCAUGAUGACUGGAUACAUGUUUAGAAAUGCACAAUACCGUUUGGAACUGCAAGAAAGUUUGGAACAAGUUGCCCUUCCUGAUGUGCAAGAUAAAAAGGAUGUUCCAGACUAUGCUCCUGGGACACAAAAGAAUGUUUCAGGUGAAAUCAUUCGGUGGAACAAUAUUUCUGGGCCUGAAAGAAUGGAUGCUAAAAAGUACAUUGAAAUACUUGAAGCAGAGAUUGAGGAGCUAAAUCGUCAAGUUGGAAGACAGUCUAAUAAUGCACAAAAUGAGCUAUUGGAAUUCCUAAAAUCUCUUGAGCCUCGAAAUUUAAAGGAUUUAACUAGUAGUGCUGGGGAGGACGUUGUGUUUGCAAUGAAUACAUUCAUAAAGCGCCUGCUGGCUGUUGCAGAUCCUAGUCAAAUGAAGACUAGCGUGACUGAGACUAGUGCACCUGAACUUGCCAAACUGCUUUAUUGGUUGAUGGUGGUUGGAUACAGCAUUCGCAACAUUGAAGUUCGAUAUGACAUGGAAAGAGUACUUGGAACUCCUUCAAAGCUGGCUGAAUUGCCGCCGGGUGAAAUUGUUUAA